This is a messenger RNA of Lentinula edodes (shiitake mushroom), 1146 nucleotides long. RefSeq lists its product as uncharacterized. The record is from RefSeq and is a predicted model, not a curated record. NCBI's taxonomy places the organism in Eukaryota, Fungi, Basidiomycota, Agaricomycetes, Agaricales, Omphalotaceae. The coding region runs from base 1 to 1146 and encodes 381 amino acids. The transcript is spliced from 2 exons.
AUGUUACUCUUCGACACCCCAUUCGUUCAUCGAAUUCUGGACAAACAUCCUGUCUCCCAGAUUGUAUCUGUGGUCAGUAUGGUCAUCAUUGUCAUGUACCUCUAUGCAGGCGAUGGCCCUCUGCGUCAUAGAGCUCGAUAUAUCCAAGGUGCUGGAGUAUUGGUCGUGCUGCCCUUGGGAUUCAAGUUUAUAUUGCUCUAUCUCCUCUUUUGUUAUGUUUGCACCAUUUUCUACGCCAUCUCACCUUCCCCACCUUCCAAUGUCCGCCACGGGGCUUCCUCAGUGAGGGUGCUUCAAACUGCUGAAGCUCCUCCAUACAGGAUCAAAAAAUCCAUACUCCCUCAGCAGGUCAAAAUCAGACUCCCAGUCGAGGGCUGGUCAAUCGACGUUGAGUUCUCAUCGAGCCGUCCACAUGUCAGAUUUCCCAAAUAUCAUUUCGAUUUCGAAAAACAGCUGGACCAAACUCUGGGAUUGAUCAACAGAUCGGGCCAAGUUUUUGUGGAAUUUGCCAUAAAUCCUGUCAAUAUUAGCUGGAAUACAGACACAUUUUUGCGAUUCCCAGACGAUAACCGUCAGUGGGACGCUCGGCUCAAAGUCAUCCACAAGGAACAUCGUGUGAUCUCCAUUUACGAGUUCGCGUUAACACAUGCCUCGAUCCGGCUUCCUCUUCAUAUCAUCCCUCAACAGUUCCGCAAAGGUGGUGCAGACGGAAAUGCUUGGCUUAUUGACAUCCCCAGAUUCGCUGACUUGCAGAAUUUCAUCAAACGCACUUUAGCUCCAGAACGAAGCGUGGAGGAUAUACCCAUAGGUUUUCCAGACGCAGGGGGGAAACAACAUUUUGACGACUACAUUGCAUGCGUUGACUUAACUCAAGUCGACAUUCCCAUUAUUGUGCCUCACUUAAAGAGAGUUAAAUUUGGGACUGAUUCGUUAAAUAAGGGUCCAAUCCUUGCACCCUUUCGCAAUCGAACUCAGGACUUCCUAUGGGAUCACUUGACUGGUAUUUCAUUGGACACAGUUAUGAUAUUUGCCGAAGAAUACAGAAGGAUUCUGCAGGCCGGGGGAAGGUUUCGGAGCACCGGAUUCUAUGAUGCGUCCACUAGGAUUGGCAAAGGCUUCCCAACUCAGAACCUUGCACUUAAUUGA